Messenger RNA from Amphibalanus amphitrite, 1245 nucleotides. RefSeq lists its product as uncharacterized. The record is from RefSeq and is a predicted model, not a curated record. Lineage: Eukaryota; Metazoa; Arthropoda; Thecostraca; Balanomorpha; Balanidae. The transcript has 2 exons. The annotation marks the transcript as partial.
CGUCUUUAUAUACAGCUGGACACCGUCAUGUUAGGCUAGGUUCAUCUGAUCACUCCGGCAUCUGGUGACUGACGCCUUUAUAAAACGGUCGCUUGAUCUACCGUUCGGCAAUGUCUUCGGUCGCCCGUCUACCGCUUCUACCAUCUCUACCGCUACUUCUACUACUUUUUCUACUACUGACUCUACUGCCUGAUUCGGUCAACUCUUCUCGAUAUGCGCACGGAACCCACCGCUCCGGGCGUCAUCUUUCCGGCCCGUCUCCUCUUCAGGAAUAUCGAGUCGCCCGUGUUCUCCACUGCGUGGCAAGGUGCAGUGCCCUGCCGGACUGCAGAGCUCUGCAGUUCAAUUCUACGUCACCCUCUGCCAAUUGUCAACUGUUUGCCGAACGGGCGUGUCCCCUGUACCAACUACAAGUCGAUCCGACUACUGAUUACUAUGACGUUUAUCAAGAUGUCACUACGGAAGCCAUCGGAGGAGCCUGGAGCGACCAAUGUGUCCAAGACGGCCUAUGUUCUCCAGAUUGUGGGGGAUUGCCCGUAGGGGAGGUUUGUUCCUCCCAUGCGCAAUGCCAGCACACUGAUUUACCCGAUGGUUCCUACCAGUGUCUGUACGUGGAGAAAAUCUGUGCGCCCAAAGACGGGUUUUGGGAGGUUCGUCCUGGGUUCCUUCUUCCCGAAUGGAUGUCCUGGUCGGCAGAUAUUUAUUUUACCACCUACAAGAAACUCAAACCUGGAACACUGGAACUGAAGAUGAACGUCACACUAGGCAAGAAUGCCCAAUGGGAGCUGCGCCUUUGUGAGGGUUACCAUGGCAACGCUGUCAAAUUUCUCAUCAGGGAAAGCGACAAGACUGUGGAGAUUUCCCUCCCUUCCGGGGAGCCACAACACAUACCAAACGUUGGUUUUAUAAACAGCGUUGACCAGAUACCUUUGAAAAUCACCUGGAAUAAUGACACCGUCUCCUUUGGGCGCACGUACGAAACUCCGCUGCUCAGCUUGCCCUUCGACCCUAGUAGCUACACCUUCGAAUACGUAACCGUUCGCAGCUCCAAAAACGUGUCCUUGAUGACGAUCCACUCCAACGUAGCUGAUCCGUGGCUGUUCGAAGAAUCCGGCAUCACUUCGGACCCAGUCUGGGAACUGAGCGGUCCGUGGAGUCCCAGCGAAUCCAGCCCUCUCGUCACUCGCUGGGUAGAGUCUCCCGCAACAGAAAUCGACGUCACUUUUGAUUGCAUGGCCGACGCCA